AUGGCAGGCGAUGGUUUAGGUGACGCCGGCGUGUACGGGGCAGCGGAUGGUUUAGGUGACGCCGACGUGUACGGGGCAGCGGAUGGUUUAGGUGACGCCGACGUGUACGGGGCAGCGGAUGGUUUAGGUGACGCCGACGUGUACGGGGCAGCGGAUGGUUUAGGUGACGCCGACGUGUACGGGGCAGCGGAUGGUUUAGGUGACGCCGGCGUGUACGGGGCAGGGGAUGGUUUAGGUGACGCCGGCGUGUACGGGGCAGGGGAUGGUUUAGGUGACGCCGGCGUGUACGGGGCAGGGGAUGGUUUAGGUGACGCCGGCGUGUACGGGGCAGGGGAUGGUUUAGGUGACGCCGGCGUGUACGGGGCAGGGGAUGGUUUAGGUGACGCCGGCGCGUACGGGGCAGGCGAUGGUUUAGGUGACGCCGGCGUGUACGGGGCAGGCGAUGGUUUAGGUGACGCCGGCGUGUACGGGGCAGGCGAUGGUUUAGGUGACGCCGGCGUGUACGGGGCAGGCGAUGGUUUAGGUGACGCCGGCGUGUACGGGGCAGGCGAUGGUUUAGGUGACGCCGGCGUGUACGGGGAAGGCGAUGGCUUAGGUGACGCCGGCGUGUACGGGGCAGGCGAUGGCUUAGGUGACGCCGGCGUGUACGGGGCAGGCGAUGGCUUAGGUGACGCCGGCGUGUACGGGGCAGGCGAUGGUUUAGGUGACGCCGGCGUGUACGGGGCAGGCGAUGGUUUAGGUGACGCCGGCGUGUACGGGGCAGGCGAUGGUUUAGGUGACGCCGGCGUGUACGGGGCAGGCGAUGGUUUAGGUGACGCCGGCGUGUACGGGGCAGGCGAUGGCUUAGGUGACGCCGGCGUGUACGGGGCAGGCGAUGGCUUAGGUGACGCCGGCGUGUACGGGGCAGGCGAUGGUUUAGGUGACGCCGGCGUGUACGGGGCAGGCGAUGGUUUAGGUGACGCCGGCGUGUACGGGGCAGGUGGUACAUUGUGUAUUCCUUGCUUGUUUUGUCUCUUCUCAUAUUCUGUGGUGCUCCUGAAAUCCAGCAAAUGA
Molecule: messenger RNA, 1053 nt
Organism: Bufo bufo (common toad)
Lineage: Eukaryota; Metazoa; Chordata; Amphibia; Anura; Bufonidae
Product: glycine-rich cell wall structural protein 1-like
Exons: 1
Coding region: 1-1053 (350 amino acids)
Source: RefSeq, a predicted model, not a curated record